Messenger RNA from Triplophysa dalaica, 840 nucleotides. RefSeq names its product phospholipid scramblase family member 5. Gene Ontology annotation, biological process: plasma membrane phospholipid scrambling. The transcript has 8 exons. Gene Ontology annotation, molecular function: phospholipid scramblase activity. Gene Ontology annotation, cellular component: plasma membrane. The record is from RefSeq and is a predicted model, not a curated record. The coding region runs from base 1 to 840 and encodes 279 amino acids. Lineage: Eukaryota; Metazoa; Chordata; Actinopteri; Cypriniformes; Nemacheilidae.
AUGCACACCAGCGAGGAUUUUUGUAAAGCCUUCUCAUCUGUGACCACUCAACCUCUUCCCUACGGUCUAGAGAGAGAGAAACACAUUGACAUGAUCUUCAGGGCUUUCCACAGGCAGGUUAGACCUACAGAAGAACCGCAGAACGUCUCUCUCGUGGUCCAAGCUGCAAGUCCUGAAGAGACAGAGAUAGACUGCGAGGAUAAAAGACUUGGAAAACUAGCUGUAAUGAGAAAAGUCACACGACUCCACAUUACAGCCAGACCAGAGCUGCAAGGUCCACAGUGUGUAGCCCGAAGAGCAUACAGCAUUUCCACAGAAACCAGAGAUCAAAUAUUUGUGGCUAUAGAGGAGAGCUCUUGUGUUUGUGGGCAGUUCUGCGGUCCAGCUCGCUCAUGCUCAUUACAGGGCUUUGACAAAGAUUCCGACUGCGUCUUUUUGUUUGAGAGGCCCUUGAGAGCGGAGGUGUGCUGGCUUGGAUGUUGCCUGAUGGAAAUGAGAGCAUUCACACCUGACAGACAACUGAUCGGGACAGUCUAUCAACGGUGGAGUAUGUUCACGCCAUAUUUUGAGGUCUGUGACUCUGAGGGCAUCUCGACUGUGAGGAUUCAGGGUUCCUGCUGUAACACACGAUGUCUCUCAGAGCAGGAGCUCCAGGUGGUAUCAAGUAUUGGUGAGACCAUCGGUCGAAUAUGGAAGAGAUGGCCUGGAUAUAGAGAAGAAGGCAACAUGGAUCAUGAGUAUUUCGGACUGGAUGUACCUCAAGGAAUUCAUCUAAAGGUCAAAGUGCUGUUGCUAGCUGCCACCUUUCUUCUGAACCAUAUGUUUUUUGAGAUGAGCUAA